GCGAGGCUGAGAGGCUUCUGUAGUAGCUCACACCUGGACUGCUCAGCACACUUUGACUCUGUAGGUUCAUCAUGGAGGCCCAGCGGUACCCCAUCAGUGUCCGUUUAAUCGGAGUGAUGCACAAGGAGAAGAACAAAAUGUACAUGACCUCCGUGCUGUGGUCGGAUCAGAAUGACAUUGUAGUCUACAGGACUUUUGAUGAAUUCAAGAAAAUGCACAAACAAUUGAAGAAAGCAUUCCCAGCCGCAAGUAAAACCAAGAAGUCCGACAGAAUCAUCCCCAAAUUUGGAGACAAAAAGGUGAACCAGGGCGGACAGAAGAAAAGUCCCACCAAGUCUCUAGUGCGCCUCAAAGUCCUGCAGAAAUACUGUGACAAGCUUCUGAGCUGCGACGCACAGGUGUGUCAGUCUGCAGACCUCAUCCAGUUCUUCCACCCCAAAGACCAGGACCUGCAGCCUGAGUUCGCCAAGAACAGCAUCGUCAUCAUGCCAACAGACGAUGAAAUUACGACCAAUUCAGGACAGGUUGGUGGCGGUAACGUGACCCAGCCGUUUGUCACAGAGACGUACAGAUGCGUGGCCCCGUACGAAACCAAAGACACCAAGAACAAGCCUUUCAAAGUGGCACUGGACGAAAAAGUAGACGUGCUCAUCAAAGACAAAGCAGGGUGGUGGCUUGUGGAGAAUGAAGACAAGCGGAUGGCCUGGUUCCCUGCUCCCUACCUGGAGAAGCUAGAGGAUGAUGACGACGACGAUGAAGAUGACAUAGAUGGGACUCCUGAAAGAGGAAUGCUGUACACUGCAAUCAGGAGCUACAAGCGCACCAAAGAUGAUGAGAUAACAGUUGCCAUCGGUGCCGUGGUGGAGAGCUUGCAGAAGUCUGACAACGGCUGGUGGCUCAUCAGAUACAAUGGCAAGGCGGGUUACAUCCCCUCCAUGUACCUGCAGCCCUACAGCUACCCUCAGAUCCGCAUGACAGGCCACCAUUCAGACCGCCGGGCCUCCUCCCCAAACCAAUUCCUGAGCCUCGAGCAGCAGUCCAACCAGCUCAGCCUCUCACAAGGAAACAUCCUGCAGCUUCCGCCUGCCAGGUCUCCUUCACCCCGCUCCCCUUCCCCUUCACCCCGCUCCCUUUCCCCUUCACCCCGCUCCCCUUCCCCUUCACCCCGUUCCCUUUCCCCUUCACCCCGCUCCCCUUCCCCUUCACCCCGCUCCCUUUCCCCUUCACCCCGCUCCCUUUCCCCUUCACCCCGCUCCCUUUCCCCUUCACCCAACUACCCUCAACAGUACAGGAAUCAGAGAUCACUCUCUCUUGAAAUCCCGUCUGACCGACCCGCCCCUCCGCCUCCAGCUAAAACCGCUGCUAGAUCUACCAGUGCCAACACCUCACCCACGUCUGCAGCCCAAGUCCCUCCUCCCACAAUCAUGGUGGAGAUGGACGAAGAAAGGGAGCAGCGUGGCCACCUCCUGAGAGCAGACAGCGAGGGGAGCCUUAUGAGCGACAGCACUGACUUCAGCGAUGACCUCAACUCCUCCUGGGCGAGCUCCUCAUCCUUCAACCUGAGCCUGAGCUACAACGAGGAUCAGCAGCGUCUCAGCCGUACGCCUGAGCCUACUGGGAGCCACAGCCUCAGCCCGACAACUGCCUUCGAGGGGAAACUGAUGCCCAGCGUCUCUGAUCCCAACCUCUACAAGAGCCCGUCAACACCCAAGGUGCCACCCAGGCCACGGGCACAGGAGAUCCUCACCCGGUGUUCCACUAUCACGCGCAAGAACGCAAGCAAAGGCAGCCUGUCACCCACACAGACUGAAGUACUGAGUCGAUAGAGUUUGUGUUGCUAUUAGCUUUAUUAACUAUUCUGUCGCCCAAGGAUGGAGUUCGACUAAUUUUACCUGCCACUAAACGUCGACUUUGAAAAUACAAAAUGCAGAGACUGUUCAGAGAGGUAGCUGUGUGUAAAGAGUUGCAGAGUCAUUUCUUUAUAAUGAAGAAUUAAGAUGAACUGCACCAGAUGCAAUGAGGUGACUGUUGGAAAUGUCAGUAGCUAUGGAGUUUUUCUAUUGAAGUUGUAUUAAUAUAAAUAUGACUUGUUAAUGUUUGCAUCUUACAAGAGAGACUGCCAACAAGUUGCACAACAUGUAUAGUGUUCAAAGACCUUCAGCAAAAUCAGCCAAUAUACAUAUAUGUGUAUGAUUAAUCACAAAGCACAUCCAGUCUAACUGUUUUGAAUGAUUAUUUAUUUUCCAUACUGGAAACCUUUUGUUGUGCCUUAUAUGCAUGUUAACUGUGAUGGGUGCACAGACCGAAAGAGAUUGAUUUGUUUUCGUGACUCCUGCGAAAGUAAAUGUCUGACAUACCAGAGUGUGCGGGACAUUCUAUUUCCUGGUGAAGCAAGUUGAAGAAUGGGUUUUGUGUAAAUAGCAGGAGCCUGAUUAUGUAAAUUCUGACUGUAUUCACGUAACUGAAGAGCUUGGAACGAAUAAAAGCAUUUUUGGGGACACUUGA
Messenger RNA from Epinephelus lanceolatus (giant grouper), 2505 nucleotides. RefSeq names its product NADPH oxidase organizer 1a (gene noxo1a). Gene Ontology annotation, molecular function: protein binding; superoxide-generating NADPH oxidase activator activity; phosphatidylinositol binding. Gene Ontology annotation, cellular component: cytoplasm. Lineage: Eukaryota; Metazoa; Chordata; Actinopteri; Perciformes; Serranidae. Gene Ontology annotation, biological process: superoxide anion generation. The record is from RefSeq and is a predicted model, not a curated record.